Messenger RNA from Scaptodrosophila lebanonensis, 830 nucleotides. It is a transcript of the gene Csl4, whose product is annotated as exosome complex component CSL4. The transcript is spliced from 2 exons. Gene Ontology annotation, cellular component: cytoplasm; nuclear exosome (RNase complex). NCBI's taxonomy places the organism in Eukaryota, Metazoa, Arthropoda, Insecta, Diptera, Drosophilidae. Gene Ontology annotation, molecular function: RNA binding. The coding region runs from base 57 to 722 and encodes 221 amino acids. The record is from RefSeq and is a predicted model, not a curated record. Gene Ontology annotation, biological process: RNA processing.
UCUAUUAACAUGUGCCGCGUUAAAAACAACAAAUAGACGUAGAUUACAUAUAAUUGAUGCAAAUGAAGACUGUGGAUGAAAAUAGAAUAAUGGUCGAUCAUGUGGGGGAAGAAGAUGGCGCCAAUUUGAUGUGCCUGCCUGGGGAAAGACUGUGCAGAACAGAAGGCAGUAUUUUACUAGGCAGCGGCACAUAUGAACAGAAUGGAUACAUUUUUGCAUCUAAAUCUGGAAUAGUUAAUAUCGACAAUUCCGGCGACAACUACCAAGUUGUCAGCGUGUAUAAGCCUGGUAGCCAUAUAAUUAUACCGACAACUGGAGACAUUGUUACCGCCCGCGUUCUAUUGACGACAUCUCGGUUCGUAAAAUGUGCUAUAUUUUGUGUUCGGGAUGUUCAACUAGAAAGCAGUUAUCGAGGGCUUCUACGGAGGGAGGACGUUCGUGAAACGGAAAAGGAUCGUGUAGACAUAUAUAAAUGUUUCAAGCCAGGAGAUGUGAUUCUGGCGCGUGUUUUGAACCAACUAGAGCAGCAAUCAUUUCUGAUAACCACUGCGGAAAACGAGCUUGGUGUUGUGACAGCAUGUGCCAGUGAUAUGCGCAGAAUUGGUAUACCUAUGGUGCCAGUAGGUUGGGGUGAAAUGCAAUGCCCACAGUCCUCCGUUAAGGAGCCGCGCAAGGUAGCUAAAGUUCUACCCGAAAGCACUAUAUCUAAAUCCAAAUCUUAGCGAUACCUAGUUGCUUAAGCGGUCAACAGCAGAUGAAAUAAUUAACAAUUACUUGUAGUACUAGAAAUAAAAAGCACAUUUUACAAUAAAUUCACUCAAUUUAAAAAA